AUGAGUAAUAAGACAUUUGUAUUCGAUGGAGAUAAAAAAGAAAGCAAAACAAUAUUGGGACUCUUGGAAUACUUCGGGAUUAACCGAUCCAUCGAUGUCAAGUUAAAUUAUUUCAACGACAUUGACACCAUUUCUCAAUGUGUUAUUGAUGAAUACAAACUUGAUGUUAAACUAAAUGAUCUAAGGCUCAAUGCAUCUCUUAUGUCCGGCUCUCACAAUUCCUCUGGCAUUCAAGCUUACUAUUAUUUCGCUUUUAUUUUUGACGACUUGAUGAUUUUCAGAGGACUAGAUUACAUUGAUCUUUUCAAAGGUCUAGAAG
Messenger RNA from Dentiscutata erythropus, 319 nucleotides. The record is from the annotation of a GenBank genome assembly. Lineage: Eukaryota; Fungi; Glomeromycota; Glomeromycetes; Diversisporales; Gigasporaceae.